AUGGCUCUCUCCAAACCCACCUUCCUCACCCACCUCAAAACCCUAACCAAUCCCCGCCUCCGCCGCCUCACACCCCCCUCCUUCCUCUCCGUCCGCUCCCUCUCAUUCGCCACCCCCGAAGAAGCCGCCGCCGAACGCCGCAGCCGCAAGCGCCGCCUCCGCAUCGAGCCCCCAAUCUCCUCCCUCCACCGCUCCCAACCAAAACCCCAGCAGCCCCAAAACCCUAACCCUAAUGCCCCCAAACUCCCCGAACCCGUCUCGGCUCUCUCCGGCAACCGCCUCAACCUCCACAACAAAAUCCUAACCCUAAUCCGCCGCAACGACCUCGAAGAAGCCGCCCUCUACACCCGCCACUCCAUCUACUCCAACUGCCGCCCCACCAUCUACACCGUCAACUCCGUCCUCGCCGCCCAGCUCCGCCAGUCCAAAUACUCCGACCUCCUCUCCCUCCACCGCUUCAUCACCCAGGCCGGCGUCGCCCCCAACAUCGUCACCCACAACCUCAUCUUCCAGACCUACCUCGACUGCCGCAAACCCGACACCGCCAUGGAGCAUUACAAGCAGCUCAUCAACGACGCGCCGUUCAACCCCUCGCCGACGACGUACCGGAUUCUGAUCAAGGGAUUGGUGGAUAAUGGCAAGCUGGACAAGGCCAUGGAGCUCAAGGAGGAGAUUGAUGUCAAGGGCUUCGAGCCGGAUCCGACCGUGUAUCAUUACUUGAUGGUGGGGUGUGUGAGGAAUUCGGAUUCGGAUGGGGUGUUUCGGCUUUACGAGGAGCUCAAGGAGAAGCUGGGAGGUGAGGUGGAGGACGGGGUGGUGGUUGGGAGCUUGAUGAAGGGGUAUUUCAUGAAGGGGAUGGAGAAGGAGGCCAUGGAGUGUUACGAGAAGGCUGUGGGGGAGGGUUCCAAGGUGAAGAUGAACGCGGUGGGUUAUAACUCGGUGUUGGAGGCUUUGUGUAAGUAUGACAAGUCUGAUGAGGCAUUGAAGUUGUUUGAUAGGAUGAGGGAUGAGCAUUCUCCUCCGAGGAGGUUUACGGUGAAUUUGGGGAGCUUUAAUGUGAUGGUUGACGGGUAUUGCGCACAGGGGAGGUUUAAGGAGGCUGUUGAGGUGUUUAGGAAGAUGGGGGAGUAUAAGUGUGAGCCGGAUACUUUGUCAUUUAAUAAUUUGAUUCAGCAUUUGUGUAGCAAUGGGAUGCUGAGUGAAGCAGAGGAAGUUUGUGGAGAAAUGGGCGGGAAGGGUGUGAACCCAGAUGAGUAUACUUACUCGUUGUUGAUGGAUACUUGUUUUGAGGAGAAUAGGCCUGAUGAUGCAGCUGAGUAUUUUAGGAAAAUGGUUGAUGAGAAGUUGCGGCCGAAUUUGGCUGUUUAUAAUAGGUUGGCUGAUGGGUUGGUUAAGGUGGGGAAGGUUGAUGAGGCAAAAUCGUUUUUUGAUCUUAUGGGGAAGAAGCUGAAGAUGGAUGUUGCUAGCUAUCAGUUUAUAACGAAGGCGUUGAGUGAUGCAGGGAAAUUCGAUGAGGUGCUUAAUGUGGUGGAUACAUUGUUGGAGGACGAAUGGAUUGAAUUGAAUGAGGAGUUGCAGGACUUUAUCAAAGGGGAGCUGAGAAAGGACGGGAAAGAGGAUGAAUUGGAAAAGAUGAUAGAGGAGAAGGAAAGGCUGAAGGCUGAGGCUAAGGCUAAGGAGAUUGAGGAAGCGGAAGCAGCAAAGAGAAGUAGAAGCGCUGCUGUCUCCUCGUUACUCCCAUCUAGCUUGUUUGGGAAGAAAGAAACUGAGAAAGUAGGUGAAGCUACAGCUUCUGUGGAGGCUGCUCCAGCUGCUGACACAAACUCGGCAGAGGAAGCAAUGAAAGGUGAAAGUUCAUCCAAGAGCGAGGGUGCAAACGAGCAGCUAGCGGCUUGAGUGCAACAUUUCUUGUGAAAACUCUGCAGGGAAAAAUGUCCUUUAAACGUUGAAUAUCUAUAUGAAAAGUGCUAGUUGCUUAACAACAGCUACAAGACUAGAAGAGCCAUACUCCAAUGCCAUGGAGGAGUAGGCUAGAAAAAACCAACAAUGCUAAACACCAAAGGGCGCCGAUAGACGUGGCCUUACAACCAUCACCCAGGUGAGCCGAUGACCCUUCCUGUUGGCCGUGAAGUGGUAAAAAAAUCACUGUCUGGUAAAUAGGUAAGCGGUGUCCUGGACUCCUGGUAUUUUCCAUUGUCUUCUUCAGCUAAAUAUCUUCCAACCCAGAUGAAGUCAAUUUGCUUACAUCAGUGUGUCUACUCCAUAGUUCAACCCCUUCAGCAGCUCAUCCCGAGCGUUUACAGUAAAACGGUGCCGUCAAACUGCCACAACUAUCUGUUUAUCUCACUCUUGCGAUCACCACUUCAGUUUGUGAAUAUUUUGUCAAUAAAGUACAAGUAUAAAUGAUGAGUGUUGUCUAUAAGUUCAUGGAGUGAGUCAUGGGUUUAGUUUGGAAG
Messenger RNA from Fragaria vesca subsp. vesca, 2456 nucleotides. RefSeq names its product pentatricopeptide repeat-containing protein At3g49240-like. Bases 1 to 1896 code for a protein of 631 amino acids. Gene Ontology annotation, molecular function: protein binding. NCBI's taxonomy places the organism in Eukaryota, Viridiplantae, Streptophyta, Magnoliopsida, Rosales, Rosaceae. The record is from RefSeq and is a predicted model, not a curated record. Gene Ontology annotation, cellular component: chloroplast. The transcript is spliced from 2 exons.